UCACUAAGAGAAAAACAUGGGAAAGGUGUUUUCGAAAUCAGCUCCUCCUCCCACUGCCCCUACACCAGGCAAAAAGAGGUAAUUUUGAAAGAAUUGGAAGAAUUUAAGCCAAGUUCAGAAUUCCUCAGAAUUCUGCUGCAUGGACCAACUGGAGCAGGGAAGUCAUGCUUCAUCAAUUCUGUUCAGAGGAUCCUAUUAAAUCGCAAUUUCAUUGGUGCUCAUGAACAAACAACACGAAGUGGAACAAGCUUCACUCUUGGAAUCAAAACUCACAAGCUGAAGAAGCGUUUGGGUGGACAUUGUCCUUUUGUUUUCACUGAUAUCAUGGGCCUUGAGGCAGAGGAAUCUGGUGGGAUAAAACCUGAAGAUGUCAUUGAAGUAUUAAAGGGACACAUAUUAGAUGGCUACACUUUUAAUCCUGUGCAGAGUAUAACUAAGGACCACAAGAAGUACAAUAAAAAUCCAAAACUAUGUGAUAAAGUUCACUGUCUGGUGAGCAUUGUUCCUGCAGAUAAUCUCUCAAUAAUGAAUAGCAAAGUGAUUGACAAAAUGAGGACAAUUCGACAGAAAGCCACAGAGCUGGCCAUACCACAAGUGAUUGUGUUGACCAAAGUGGAUCAAACAUGCAUGAUGGUCAACGAAGACUUGAGAAAUAUCAGUCGCAGUAAAAAGAUCAAAGAGAAGGUACAGGAGUGCAGUAAUAUACUGGGCAACUCCCCAAACUCCAUCUACCCUGUGAAGAACUACCAUGCAGAGACCACCCAAGAUGACGACACUGACGCUCUCAUCCUCAUGGCACUGAGGGAUAUUGUCAACUUUGCCAAUGACCAUGUGGAGGAUCAGCUGGGAACAGAUAACAUGUGAUAAAUCACACGUGCCCACUGUGACACAAGGAUUCACAUUCAAAUACUUUUACUUCUAUUUACUAUAUACUAUAAUUUAGUUUUAAGCAGAUAAAUUCUUUCAGCGCAAGUUACUUGAAGGUCAGCAGAUCUUCCCAACGAAUCUUUCGGUUAUUGGUGUAACUAAAUCUGUUUCAUUCUAGCCCUGAACAUUUAUUACUUAGCCCCAAACUUUUUCUUCUUCCUUAAGCUUUUGUUCUCUCUUUUUUAAAUAUAUGCAAGCCUUGUUCAUUAUCCGUGUUGAUAAGAAUUAUCCAUCCUGCCAUACAUCUUAAAAAACUGCUUAAGCCUAA
Molecule: messenger RNA, 1195 nt
Organism: Pygocentrus nattereri (red-bellied piranha)
Lineage: Eukaryota; Metazoa; Chordata; Actinopteri; Characiformes; Serrasalmidae
Product: interferon-induced protein 44-like
Exons: 7
Coding region: 325-864 (179 amino acids)
Source: RefSeq, a predicted model, not a curated record